UAUUGCACAGCCACUAUCCUUGCGAACGAUCGUCCAUACAACAAGAGCCUAAUUAUGAUAAGCCACUACCAAUUUCUCGGGAUCCUCUUGUUAGCAUUGCUGUCUGCUUCUUCGACGUAUGCAGGUAUGGUCUCAUGCGAGGCGUCGAAGAAAGACAUUUCAAAGAUGACAAAAGAUAAUCUAUUCUUCACGAAAACCAAACCAUUGGUAAUAGGCCAUAGAGGAAACCCAAUAUUAUACCAAGAAAACACUCUGGAUGGUUACAAGAGCUUACUUGAUCUAAAUGUCGACGGCUUUGAGACGGAUAUAUUUUUAACGAAGGAUAAGAAAUUGGUGUUGUUUCACGAUGUUAACACAAUGACACUAACGGGAGAGGAUCACAAUAUUAUGGAGAUGACAUAUGCUGAAAUAAAGAAACUUGACAUAAAGAAACAGAUAAAAUAUGGUGAUCGUGUGUAUAACUACUCAAAAACCGAGAAAAUACCACUUUUGGAAGAUCUGUUAAAGUUGAUGAAGGGCUCUGGAAUGCUCAUGAUCUUGGAGAUGAAACCAUCCGAUCCGCCAUAUAAUCUGAAGCACAGCCGACAGACUGGUAUUGAGGUUGCGAGGAUGGUGAAGAGAAUGGGACUCGAGAAGCAGGUGGUUUUGAGCUCAUUCGAUCCAUUCAAAUUGUACCAUGCUCGGGAGGAACUUAGCGGAAUAAACACAUGUUUUCUGUUCGCUAAAGACUACUGGAAAAGCGAGAGGUUUUUGAAAGGGUCUAAAAAGGAUCUGGAACAACUUCCAGGUGUAAAGGACUGUGUAAAAAAUGUAUCAGAUGCUGAAUAUGGAAAAUUCAUUUUGGAAACACCAGCAUUAGUUAAAGCAAUCGGUGCCUCCAGCCUCGAUAUGGAUUAUGAUAUUUACAACAACGCCAAAUACUCAAAUGAUUCUUAUGAGAUGUUCAAGACGAAAUCCGGAAAGGAAUUUAGUUACGGAGCGUGGACCUUAUACCAAAUGAAAUUCAGCGAAAAAGAAUUGGACGAUUCGGAGGGUAAGAUUCAGAAUUUGAUUGAUAACGGAGCUGGAAGAUUGUACGUUGAUGACAUCCCUCGUUUACUGAAGAAACUUGGGCGACCCUUGCGCCGUCCAGCAAGCUGGGUGCAUUAUAUAUUUCAGAUUUUCAGUUCCCCGUUUAGUAAUCACCAUCUUAAUGAUAUUUAGUUUAGUGAAAGAGAUAAACUUAUUGAAAAACAUGGAGAUCAUUUCAG
Dendronephthya gigantea is the source of this 1250-nucleotide messenger RNA. RefSeq lists its product as uncharacterized. The record is from RefSeq and is a predicted model, not a curated record. Lineage: Eukaryota; Metazoa; Cnidaria; Anthozoa; Malacalcyonacea; Nephtheidae. The transcript has 3 exons. The coding region runs from base 55 to 1203 and encodes 382 amino acids. Gene Ontology annotation, molecular function: phosphoric diester hydrolase activity. Gene Ontology annotation, biological process: lipid metabolic process.